Hibiscus syriacus is the source of this 1222-nucleotide messenger RNA. Its product is annotated as mediator of RNA polymerase II transcription subunit 31-like. Gene Ontology annotation, cellular component: core mediator complex; mediator complex. Lineage: Eukaryota; Viridiplantae; Streptophyta; Magnoliopsida; Malvales; Malvaceae. The transcript has 10 exons. Gene Ontology annotation, biological process: regulation of transcription by RNA polymerase II. Bases 251 to 874 code for a protein of 207 amino acids. Gene Ontology annotation, molecular function: transcription coregulator activity. The record is from RefSeq and is a predicted model, not a curated record.
AUUCAGAAUUGCUCCACCUGACACAACUUCGGGAUUCAUUGUUUCUCCUUAACUUCGACUCUGUUCUCCAAUCCCAUCUUUUUUUCUUGAGUCUCUUGAAUUCGUAUGAUUUUUUUUGUUAUGUUAGGUUAGGGUUUUGGAGCCAUUCAUAGUUUCCUUGAUUUAAUCGUUGUAUCGAGCAACUGAUCAAUCGUAGCUGAAAUUUAAAUCACCCCCUUUAUUCCUUUUUAAAUUUGGGGUGAAGAUUUCAAUGGCCUCCGCUAAAGAAAGUGACAUCGCUUCCGAUACUCCUUCGCCAAAAAACGUGUACAAGGAUCCGGAUGAUGGGCGGCAACGAUUCUUACUCGAAUUAGAAUUCGUGCAAUGCCUUGCCAACCCUACUUACAUCCACUAUUUGGCUCAAAAUCGCUAUUUCGAUGACGAAGCAUUCAUUGGAUACUUGAAAUAUCUUCAAUACUGGCAACGACCAGAGUACAUAAAAUAUAUCAUGUAUCCCCAUUGCCUCUAUUUCCUUGAACUUCUUCAAAAUGCGAAUUUCCGAAAUGCAAUGGCACAUCCUGCCAACAAGGAAGUGGCACAUAGACAGCAAUUCUUCUUUUGGAAGAACUAUCGAAAUAAUCGGUUGAAGUUCAUUUUGCCUAAGCCUCCGCCUGAAGAAGCUCCUACACCUGCAGUCCUGCCCCCUGCUACUGCUCAACCUCAGCUGCCCUUGUCAACUAGCAAUAUUACUAUGACAACUGCUCCUCCAGCUCCUGCUUCAGCGCCUUCUCCAAUGCCUUAUGGCCUUCCCUCUGGAUCUGCUCUUGUGAAAAAUGAUACGAGGAAUAGUGGAAUUGAUCGAAGAAAAAGGAAGCAUGAAAGAAGCUUAACUUGACCAACUACUUAUGCUGAAGUAGCAGGAUGUGUAUUUCAUGAGGUUCAUUGACCAUUGCUGGGGGAGCCGUUAGUGGACGAACGAUAACACAUUGUAAAGGGUUAUUAUCGCGGCAUAAUUGUUAGAGAACACUAUACCUCCCCAAAAGACGGAUUUACAACGGCGGCAAGCUGUCCUUUAUAUUAACUAAUUUUUGCAGUAGUAUUAGUAUAAACCAUGACACGGGAUUGAAUUUGUAGUGCCCUUUCCUGUACCAUUUUUUUAUUGGAAUAACGUAAUUAAAUUUCUGAAGAAGACAUUUUUGCAAAGCUAUACUGGAUAAUUCUGUACUGCCAGAAACAGAAGAAA